Carcharodon carcharias (great white shark) is the source of this 2108-nucleotide messenger RNA. It is a transcript of the gene ccdc17, whose product is annotated as coiled-coil domain containing 17. Bases 1 to 2019 code for a protein of 672 amino acids. The transcript is spliced from 13 exons. The record is from RefSeq and is a predicted model, not a curated record. Lineage: Eukaryota; Metazoa; Chordata; Chondrichthyes; Lamniformes; Lamnidae.
AUGACGCCCAGGUACCUGAGCUGUUCGAGCUGCAACAUGACUUUUAAAUCCCCGUCUCUGCUUGAAAAACACCGGGAAAAGUUUUGCAUCGGGACCGAGAUCGGAAGAGGAUUAAUGACCAAAACCCCAGAAGAUAUACUUGAGCAGCUAAAGAUCUGUAAGCGACGCUGUGUGGAGCAAAGGAAGCAGCAAGAAAUGGAGGAGCGAGAUAUCCUAGAGGAAAUGGAUGAGAACGAGAGGAGGUUAACAUGUGAGAAUUUGGUAUCUGAUGAAUGGGUAGCAUUUGGCCAGGAUGACCCAAGCCCGAGAGAGCAGUGGGUGCGGGAACACAAGAAUCAGUUGCAAAACCUGGCACAGGAUCAUGGGAAUCAUGUCACUGCUUUAUUGUCUUGUAACAAGGAACUGGAGGAUCAGAGAGCAGAGAUUGUGAAAAAAUUAAAUGAAUUGUCUGAGAAAAGCAAGAUCUCUUCACAAGUGGAGAAAAUGUUGGCAGAGCUUAAGGCUCAAGAAUACAAAAAUGAGCUACUUCUGGAGUCUAUGAAGCAACAGCUGGAGAUCCUACAGCUGGAGACAAUACAAAAUAAAGUUGCAAGCAGGCACAACACUUUGCACUCGCAUUUAUCGAAGAGAAGGGAGAAGGUUCAGCAUCCGCAGACAUUUCUCCCUUUCUAUGGAGGAGGAAGCCUGUCAUCUGAAAUCAGUGCCUUGCGGCUUUCCUACCUGCAGGACGGCGGCAGUGAUCAGCUGAUCCUCGUCCAACUACAUGACCUCUUGGCUGAAGCUCUGCAACUGGAACAGAGGGUGAAGCACCCAAGAACUCAUUGGAAAGAGAGGAAGCACAGGGAACAACACAAUACAUUUAAACGCAAUUUGGAUUCGGAGCUGAUCUUGCUGGAGGUAGAAAACCAACGGCUAGAAGACGAAAUUCUCAAGCUGCAGUUAAAACGACAAAGGAAGAGCAGAAGUCAAAAACCACUGAAGACUUCCAUCAGCCAAAGGCUAAUGUUAUCAAUAGAUGGAGAUGAAAAUGAUCAACCACAGCUGACUCAGAAAGAUAGCAAUCAGAAAAUGAAGGCUCUGAAGACUGAGAUUGACCUCUUGAAACAGGAGAUAGAGAUUCAGUGCCUUCAGCGUCACAUGAGGACCUCAAAGACACGAGACCAUCCUGAUGCUACAGCUCACACUCCUCCGUUCCUGCCAAUGGAGGACUUCAGGCCUCAAACUCCAACUCUUGUCAAAGAUUUUCUAGAUUCCAGUGAGGGCUUGGGACCUGCACCUUAUGAUCCAGCAGUUGGUUUUGUGGUGUUCUAUGAUUUUCUCCUGGGAUUGGAUCCCAUGUAUCGGGUUUGCCGUCUGGUGGUGGGGCUGUACCAUGGUGGACAGGAAAUGGGAGACCCCUCUCCACUUCCGGCUGUCUACUGUGAUAUCGACAACUUACCAGCCUAUUUCCCAGAAGUUAACAGAGGCAACAGAGCUAUCCUGGCAGUCAAGCAAGUUGUGCCCAGGGUCCGUCCAUCUUCAGGUAUUAGUCUUAUAAUGGAGCUACAGGCUUCAGGGGGCUGUGAUCACUAUGGGCAGGACAUCAACCGUCUCAUUUCACGAGGCUGGAUCAAGAUUGAUAUUUUUGACUCUCAGAAUCGUGUAAUCAGUGGCCGAUGGAAGGUUCCAGUUCGAGUUCUUCCGGUUAAACCAUCCAUGACUACUGUUGAAUUAAAUGGAGUACCUCAGUUGGAAAAUAUGGAAUUAUAUCUUCGUUUAGUCAAUGCAAGAGAUGCCAAUGUCCAGACAACUGCUGCUAUCGAUCCUAAUAAUGCUAGGCUGUAUAAAUAUCCACCACUGGCUUCAGCACGCAGUACUAUCCCCAUCGAUGCCCCACUUUCGUCUUAUCGUUCAUCUUACCGUUACCCGGCCAUACAGCUGGUCUAUCCCCCUUUUGGAGAGACUGUGGACCCUCCACCUCCUUCUGCUGAUGUGAUGCUACUGCAGUGUUCUCCCUCAGCCAGAACUCAAUCAGGAUGAUUCAAACCCACCAGUACCAAGAUAAACCAAAAUUCAAAAACGUGCAAGAAUAUUCCAUUGUUUCAGUCAAAUGGUAUUAAAGAGGAAAC